Messenger RNA from Morus notabilis, 1052 nucleotides. RefSeq names its product protein CURVATURE THYLAKOID 1C, chloroplastic. The record is from RefSeq and is a predicted model, not a curated record. The transcript has 6 exons. NCBI's taxonomy places the organism in Eukaryota, Viridiplantae, Streptophyta, Magnoliopsida, Rosales, Moraceae. Bases 371 to 811 code for a protein of 146 amino acids. Gene Ontology annotation, cellular component: thylakoid; chloroplast thylakoid membrane.
AAAACCCCUUAAACGAACGUCGAUUGACAGUCGUAUACAUCCCCACUGUGGUUAUUCUUGUCGUUUGUUAAUUGUUAUUGGCUUUAUUAUUGCAAAAGACGAACAUUUUUGUGGUACAUAAAACUCAGACCACAGAAGCCUCCCUCUCUCUGUCCCACUGGAGAGUAAAACAGUAUUCUUUCCUUUUCAAAUCCGAAUCUUAAUCCAAAUCUUUAUAUUUCGGGUGUCGUGAUAGGUCAUCAUCUCCUCGGCCAUAAUCUCUGCGAGCCUUGAAUUAGAAAAGAAAACCAUCUUUCUUAACAAAAGAAAAAAAGAAAACUUGUUUUUUUUUUUUUGGCAUUAUUUUCUUAAUUUUUUCUUUUGGGUAUAGAUGGCUUCCCUUGUUGCGAGCUUGCCUCCGCCAUUGUUGGUCCAAGGAAGGAAAACCCUCGUAAGGACCUUUUCGAAGCUUCCAGUGUCUCCCAUUAAAGAGAGACAGAAUCGUGUUUCUGUUGCUGUGAAGGCUACUGGGGAGAACUCCGAGUCAUCAACCUCUCUAAGUAUCACUAAGUCAGUUCAAAAUAUCUGGGAUAACUCUGAAGAUAGGCUAGCUCUCAUUGGGCUGGGAUUUGCAGCUAUAGCAGCUAUAUGGGCAUCAACAAAUCUGGUUUCGGCCAUUGACAGGUUACCUAUUAUCCCAACCGUGCUGGAGCUUGUGGGCAUUUUGUUUUCUUCAUGGUUUGUCUACCGCUACCUCUUAUUCAAGCCUGAUAGAGAAGAGCUGUUCCAAAUCUACAACAAAACGAUAUUGGAUAUCUUGGGCCGCCAGUGAAAUGUGCUGCCAUAUUAUGAGUGUAUAUUUUAAAAUUAGGGUCUUUAUAAUGGAUUACUAUGGUGGCGAGAAAACAAUACCACCAUUAUUGUUGUAUUUAAGUUUCUUGUAAUAUCAUAAACACAUAAGAUCCCGUUCUUUGCUGUGGUCGUUUGAAAUGUUUAAUUUUCUGUGUAACUAACCUCUAAUUCUAGACCCUUAUUUGUUUAUUAUAAUUUUCGUAAGUGAGGUUUUUUUUAUU